UAAGUACCGUACCAGGAAUGUGAACUUCAACAGUUUCUGUUCUCCAUCUUUGUGGCUCUUUGUGACUAACAGCCACCGUCUUGUUCUUCCGCUUUCAUCGUCAACAACGACAGGGACAGAGAGGACAAAGAGAGCAUUGAUUAUUCUUGAUAGCACCGGUAAUACUGCGGCGUAGAAAUCACCACCUAUAGCCGAUCCGAAGAAGGAAUGGAAUAUGGUGCGUUCCAACAACGGCGGGGAAGCCACUCCGCAGAGAGGUGCUGCCGAGGAAUCCGGUGCCAACAGACGUUCGACGAAAAAAGCCUUUUCUGGACGGAGCAGCGGCAGAAGCAUCCGGACCAUGUGCGUCCUCGUGGCAACCGCUGUGUUCUUCUCGAGCCGCCAGCACAAGACGCUGACGAUUACAAAAAGGAAGACGAUGGAUCCUGGUUUCACUAGCAGCGACCCAGGAAACACCAGCAACAGCAGCGGUGUUGAUUUUGCCCAACGGAACCGUAGUGUUAGAAACGACAUUGGCGGGACGCCACAAGCGGCACUCUCGUCUGCCUCUUCAUCUGCCUCUGUUCCCUACUCGUUGGAUGCGGAGCCACCGAUCUACCCCCCCGAAUUCUAUCGCGUGCAGCAGCGGCAACGGGAUCGAAACGAUGCCACCAAACCGUGGCGGCACGCACCGAACCACACCGCGGUCGCGGAUGCAUCGUCGUGGACCCACGCCGAGCGCUCCUGGUACCGAAGCGAAUUCGAGGCACUCAACCGAGACUCCGUCUUUUCGCUCCUGUUGCUGGAAGGGGAAGGCAGCGCAAGCACGGACACCGUCCUCCAGUGGAGCGACGACCAGGACGAAGACUUUGGCUUGAUCAAGGAACACGGGCGGAAACGACACCAGCAGGGGCUCUACGAAUACCACGAUGUACAGAGUGCGGGAGAAAACGGUAGCAACCAGUUGCUGGUCCUGGAAGCAGCCUGGGGCAACGAUGCACACGUCGGCAAUCCCAGCGGCAAGACCGGCUCCACCACCAACAAGUCCGGCGAUUCGGCCAGCCCCGGGCACCGCGGCCGUCCCGAACCUUACAGGCCCCGGUUGAUUGUCGAGCCGAGCCUCUGCCACGCCUUUCGGCACGCAGGGGCCAUUGCCAACUUUUCGACGCCCCACGUCCUCGUCACCCACAUGAACGAAAACUGGGGGGCCCUGUCCUCCGAGGUCGCCGGCCGCACCGCGGAAUGGGGCGACAUUGUUCGAAACUGGAGGGCGCUCGGCGGAUCCGGCGGCUGCGACCCCCUGGAGCUCGAGGAGUUGUACCUGGAUUCUCCGCACACGCUGGCCGUCUUCACGACCCAGCACCAGGCGCUCUUCGACCACCCCAAGGUCCACUCGAUCCCCAUCGGGGUCGCCAACCAGCGGGGGUUUGCCGAGGAUUUCUUGGCGCGUCUCCGGUCCCAGAAGAAACGCUCGGACCAGCGGGCCAGGGUCGGAUCGAUGCGGGUGUCGCCCCCCGGGAGCGAGACGCCCCACGCGCCGGACCCACGGCCCCAGCUCCUCAUGAUCAACGCCUUUCCGUCGGACACCCGGGCCCCGCAGAUCGAGGCCGUCGUCCGGAGCUUUGCGUCGUCGGGCCACCGCGUGGCCAAUACGUACAAGGCGGGCGGCACCGGCUACUACAACGAACUCUCCCGCAGCAAGUUCGUCCUGUGUCCCUCCGGAAUGGGCUACGACACCUACCGGAUCUGGGAGGCCCUCUCCAUGGGGGCCGUUCCCGUUCUCGAGCGCCACACCUACCGGUACGAGGCGGUGGGAUCCGGAAGGGGCCGCGCCACGAUCCUCCGGACCGUGGGCGACGGGGAGGGAAACACCACCACAACCGCCAUCGGCAGCAGCAUCGGCAACACCACCAACAACACCACCACCCCAUUUUUGCUCGAGUAUUCCGACGGGUGGCAAAAGACGCUGGACGGCCUGCCGGUGGUGUGGACCGAACGCGGCAAGGACGGCGGCGGCGGCUUCGAAGGCCUCACCCCGGAAUUCCUGGAGCGGGCCUACGACGACCUCGCGGCACGCAGCUUUGCCGGGGGAUUCCGGUACGAGAAACUCACGUCGCUGUACUGGAUCCGCUUCCUCGAGUCCUUCCUGCUGCUCCCACCGGACCAAGCUCGUCGGGAGCCACCGCAAGAAGCGCCGUUGCGAAGGCAAUCGCAAACGCAGAAGUGGAACCUUGCCAUGGAAAGCCUCUCGUCCACCUUCAACCACCACCGCCGCAACAACCUUUGACCGCCGGAGCCCAACACUUUGCACCUUGGACAACCAACAACGCGGGAGCUCUACAUCGGCGGCCGGACAACAGGCAGCAUCCUUGUUCCCGGAUCGUCGCCAAACAAGAGAGGGAAUCGGCGGCGCGGGCGCAGCUUCUUGCGGGACGCCGUGCACCCCGGCACAAACCACUCCCGUUUCAACAGGAGGAAGGAACGUUCAAAGUGCAGUGCGAUUGCUGCUGUCGGGGAGAAAGAAGAUGGAUGUGGGACGACGAGGCUUGGAUUUGUGAAAGAUCCUUGUUUCUAAAACCUGUUAAAUGUACGGUAUGUGCCCUUGGUGUCACAACUACGUACGAGUACGUACGUGUUUACGAGAAGAGUGAGGGUGUUCGUUCUUCAUUUCUUACUUGUGAUACGGUAUGGUUGGUAGUACUUGAAUGGGGAGAGGAACGGUACAAAGUACUAGUAUGCUACGGUAGCGUCGUUUUCAACGGAUACAUCGUACUGUAGUACUGUGACGAUGAAUCGAAUAAUCGACUAACUUGAAU
This is a messenger RNA of Pseudo-nitzschia multistriata, 2795 nucleotides long. NCBI's taxonomy places the organism in Eukaryota, Bacillariophyta, Bacillariophyceae, Bacillariales, Bacillariaceae. The record is from the annotation of a GenBank genome assembly.